CGCCAUUUCCUGUGGGCGCUCCCCGUGCGCUGCCCGUAGCAAAGAUGGCGGCGGCGGCUGUUUCCGGGCGGCCGGGGGUGCGGUGUAUGGCGGCGGGCAGGGCGCUGUUCUGAGCCGGGCGGCGGGGCACGGCCAGGGGCUCACCGCGGAGAUGGCGGCUGCCGGCGGCUCUCCGAGCAUCGUCGAGUACUUCGGCGGAGAGGAUGGCUACCGCUGCGGCUACUGCAAGAACGAGACCGGCAACCUCUCCCACGGUAUGUGGGCGCAUUCAAUGACAGUUCAAGAUUACCAGGAUCUCAUAGACAGAGGAUGGCGAAGAAGUGGAAAAUAUGUCUACAAACCCAUCAUGAAUCAGACAUGUUGCCCUCAAUACACGAUAAGGUGCCAGGCUUUGCAUUUUCAGACCUCCAAAUCUCACAAGAAAGUUCUGAAGAAAAUGCUGAAGUUCCUUUCCAAAGGGGAUGUUCCGAAAGUAGUGAGUGAAGAAGAGCCUAUGGAUUCUCAUAUAGAGGAUGUGGGCGCCUGUGAUUUUGCCUACAAAGGUGAAUCACACGUCAGUCAGUCCGAACUGACUCCCCUGGGUGUGGAUCACGCUGAGAGGGUGGAGAAUGAAGAUCAGGACACAGGAGAAAAGAAAGAAGAGGGCAAUGUGCAGAAGGUGGAAUCAGAUUCUCUUCGGCUAUAUGCAGAUAAAGAGACACCAGUCCCUGGAGAACCAUCACGUUCGGCUAAAGGUGUUCAUGCACCACCUAAGCCAGGGAAAGGGGCUGACCUGAGCAAGCCCCCGUGCCGAAAGGCAAAGGACAUACGUAAAGAAAGAAAACUGCAGAAACUCCUUCAGAACCAGACGUGUACAGUGGAAGGAUCUCAGCUUCAAGCAGCAGAUCAAGUUUUCCUCUUGCAAAACUCUAAAUCUAAAACAAACCAGCCUAAAACCAUUGAAGACUUCGUUUUUGUCUCUUUACCUGAUGAUGCACAACACAAAUUAGAGGUGAGGGUGGUGAGAUCAUCUCCACCAAGUUCACAGUUCAAAGCCACAUUUCAGGAGUCUUACCAGGUCUAUAAACGUUACCAGAUGGUUGUUCACAAGGACCCACCUGAUAAACCAACUAUAAAUCAGGUGAGGUUAGUACCUGUCUCCUUUGAGGACCCCCAGUUCAAAUCAUCCUUCAACCAGUCAGCCACUUUAUUUGCCAAGUAUCAGAUGGCUGUACACAAGGAUACACCUUCUGAGUGUGGUGAGAACGAGUUCACACGAUUCCUCUGUGAUUCUCCUCUGGAGGCAGAGAAUGCACCAAAUGGACCAGAAUGUGGCUAUGGCUCUUUCCACCAGCAGUAUUGGCUGGAUGGGAAGAUAAUUGCUGUUGGUGUCAUUGAUAUCCUGCCCUACUGCGUGUCCUCUGUCUACCUGUACUAUGAUCCAGACUACUCUUUCUUAUCUUUGGGAGUCUACUCUGCAUUACGAGAAAUCGCUUUUACAAGGCAACUCCAUGAGAAAGCUCCUGAUCUCUGCUUUUAUUAUAUGGGUUUCUACAUACAUUCAUGCCCCAAAAUGAGAUACAAGGGUCAGUACAGGCCCUCUGACUUGUUGUGCCCAGAGACGUACAUCUGGACGCCUAUUGAGCAAUGUCUCCCGCUGCUUGAACACUCAAAGUACUGUCGAUUCAACCAGGAUGGAAAAGCAGUUGAUGAAGGUCGGAUCAAGGAACUGGGCAGGGUGAGAGUGCUCCACAAGAGAACCGUCAUGCCUUACAGUGUGUAUAAGAAAAGACGGAAGGGACCAAGUGAUGAAGCCAGUGUCCAGCAAUAUGCAAGUCUGGUUGGACAGACCUGUUCAGAAAGAAUGUUGUUGUUUAGAAGUUGAGGAAUGGUGAAAAGGCAUUUUGACGGCGCCUCAUUUUAUUGCACUGCCACUGGGUGAUAUGUACUAUAGUUGUGUGUUGGUAUGCCUCCUCAAAUAGCAGUAUGAACUACAGGUAUAUAUCUAGGCUUGUGUGAAUACAUGGUACUGUGUUUUAAGGCCAAUUCCAAUAAAAUUUGCAGUACAGCAAGGCUUUAGCAAUAUAAGGUUAGAAAAACAUGCUUGCAAUAUAUUUUAAUGAAGUAGCUCUAGCCUUUCUAUGCAUUUUGAAUAAUUCUGAGUGUCUAAGCAAAAUGAAAAACAGGUGUCUUUUUUUUUUUGUAGAGACAAAAGUUGACUAAAUCUACAUUAACAAUAAUUAAAAUUACAACUGGUUUCAAAUAGCACCUUGGAUAUCUGUCAUUAAAAAUUGCCAUGAAAUUCAUGCUCACAUUCGUAUGCUCCUAGACUCUUGCAAAGAGAACUGGAACGUGCUGUGACUUUCUAACGUGAAAUCUGGCAUGGUUUGGUUUUUAUUUCAAUAGUAUAUUUAAAAACAGGAAGAAAUUAUUUUCACUGCACCUUCUUCAUUUGUUUGAAGCAGUAGGUUAGUGCCUGAGGUCCUGGUGAAUGUAGGAGUUCACAGUGGAUUCUUAGUGGCAGGGGAUGCAGUGCUUUGGAAAACUUUCCCCUUUAGAGAUGAAACAGAAUAGUUGCACUAUAAAUAUACCAAAGAUACGCAGCCAAGAGGCACAGUGGGUUUUUGGUAUAAGCCUUAUCCUUUGUCUAAAAAGAGUGGAUAUUUUAGUAUCAAAAUUUCCACUAAUGUGAAAUAGAGCUUGGAAGGUUUAUCCUGCAGCUCUUUGGUGCACAUUUCAGAACUAUGCUAAAAACGCCAGACAUGAGGUACCACUGCUGGGGUUUGUUGCAAUUGUUUUUUCUUCUGAAUUGCAUGGGAAGGCUUAAAUAUCAUAUUCCUGCAUUUUUUACUGUUUUGUUUAUGGUGCAGCAGCUCACAGGUUAACAUCUUGUAUGUUAACAUCUUAAUACCAUUGUAUUAAAUACUUCUGUUGGAAACACAGGAAGUUGUGAUGCUUUGUGAAAGCACUUUAUUAACUCAUACCUGAAUGUUGUCAUUAGUAGCCUGCGUGCCUAUCAAGUCAUAAAAGUUAUAGGCAUUUGAGUAUAAUUCAGUAAUGUAUAACAACAUUGUAACAAUCCCAAUGCAUUUGUGUUUCUUCAUGGGUAACAGAAGCUAGUAUUUGCCUUGAAUCAACUUGAAGUUUCCUGUUAACUCUAGAAAAAAGAUUCUUAUUCAAGAACACAUGUGUAGAUGGUUUACACCAGAAAGGAACCAAAUUCCACUUUACCCUCUGAAGCUUACAUCUAUCAUUCAUGGCUUUGAUUUAAUUUUAAACACUUGGCCAAUAUUAUUAAUCAUUGAUUUGUAUGUGAAACAGGGGAUUCAAGUGCAUCGCAGAUUUAACUUAUUUUCCAUAUCUUUUUGAUCAUUCUAAUAGCAUUGAUAACAGAGUACAGCUUCAGCAGUGAU
Pezoporus occidentalis (night parrot) is the source of this 3392-nucleotide messenger RNA. It is a transcript of the gene ATE1, whose product is annotated as arginyltransferase 1. NCBI's taxonomy places the organism in Eukaryota, Metazoa, Chordata, Aves, Psittaciformes, Psittacidae. The transcript has 13 exons. Gene Ontology annotation, cellular component: cytoplasm. Gene Ontology annotation, molecular function: arginyl-tRNA--protein transferase activity. Gene Ontology annotation, biological process: protein arginylation. The record is from RefSeq and is a predicted model, not a curated record. The coding region runs from base 152 to 1864 and encodes 570 amino acids.